CUCGACAAUGCCGGCAAGACGACGUUCCACGAGCAGGUCAAGGCCCUCUUCCUCCCCGACAACCCGGAGCCCAAGCUGAAGACGGUCCCGACCGUCGGCCAGAACGUGUCGACCAUCACGCUGCCGGACAUGUACCUGAAGAUCUGGGACGUGGGCGGGCAGCUCAGCCUGCGCAAGCUGUGGCAGAGCUACUACGCGAGCUGCCACGCCAUCGUCUUCAUCAUUGACAGCACCGACAUUGGCGACGCGAACCUCGAGCACGACAGCACCGGCCGCCUCGACGAGUGCCGCCUCGUGCUGGAGGACGUCCUGCAGAACUCGGAGACCGAGGGCGUGCCCCUACUGAUCCUGGCAAACAAGCAAGACCGGGAAGACUGCGUCGAGGUGGUGAGGAUAAAAGAAGGGCUGGUGAAGAAGGUGUUUGAGGGCGAGAAGGCAAGCAGCAUCCGCGAUUCCAGAGUGCUCCCCGUCUCCGCCCUGACGGGGACUGGUGUGAGGGAAGCAGUGGACUGGGUGAGAUCGAGGGUAAAAUGGAACAAAGAGUCUAGGCCGCCGGUGAUGAGAUGA
Phialemonium atrogriseum is the source of this 567-nucleotide messenger RNA. RefSeq names its product P-loop containing nucleoside triphosphate hydrolase protein. Gene Ontology annotation, biological process: Golgi to plasma membrane protein transport; protein localization to Golgi apparatus; intracellular protein transport. The record is from RefSeq and is a predicted model, not a curated record. Gene Ontology annotation, cellular component: Golgi apparatus. Lineage: Eukaryota; Fungi; Ascomycota; Sordariomycetes; Cephalothecales; Cephalothecaceae. Gene Ontology annotation, molecular function: GTPase activity; GTP binding. The annotation marks the transcript as partial. The transcript has a single exon.